This is a messenger RNA of Cuculus canorus (common cuckoo), 9120 nucleotides long. RefSeq names its product hydrocephalus-inducing protein homolog. Bases 1 to 9120 code for a protein of 3039 amino acids. The transcript has 50 exons. Lineage: Eukaryota; Metazoa; Chordata; Aves; Cuculiformes; Cuculidae. Gene Ontology annotation, cellular component: axoneme. Gene Ontology annotation, biological process: cilium movement; axonemal central apparatus assembly. The record is from RefSeq and is a predicted model, not a curated record. Gene Ontology annotation, molecular function: protein binding.
AUGGCCACUCGCAAGAUCUGUCAGCCCAUGGGGGCUGAUCGAUUCCAGAGCAAGGUGGCAGCACCUCGUGAUCAGAAGCUGGUCAGAAUGGCAGGGAAACCUGUAACUAUGACUCCUGCUGCUUUCAUGAAAGAGAAGUCCCUCACUACCAAGCAGAGGCUGGCUGCCACUCAGGAGGUGAAGCUGCCCCAGAUUACCCAGCUUCGAGACAUGAGGGAAGCAUCUCAUCCCAAGUUCUCAAUGGUUGACCUGGAACGAAGCUUGUUCCAGCCUCUCCCGUCGGAGGUUGUAUUUCAGAGCUACGUCCCCCAUGAGGUCUAUGAAAUGCCACUGGUUCUGAGGAAUGUAGACAAGGUUCCUCGGCGUUUGAAGAUUGUCAUGGAGAGCUCACUGUAUUUCAAACUAGACAUCCCCAGUGGUGUGUGCCGUAAGGUAGCACCUGGCAUGACUACUUCUUUUCACAUCCUUUUCACCCCUGAGGAGAACAAGGAUUAUUUCCACCAGCUCACCUGCAUCACGGAACGGGGAAUGUUUAAUGUGCCUAUUCGAGCUAUAGGUGCUCGAGCUGUCCUAGAUUUCCCUGACCGGCUGAACUUCUCCAUCUGUCCAGUCAAGUACAGCACCCAGAUGACUCUGCUAGUUCGCAAUGUUGGUAAUCGGGAGGCCCGCUACUGCAUCAGCACUCAGAGCCCUUUCUCUGUCAAUCCCUCCAUUGGGAACCUUGGAACAGGUGAAGCCACACGAGUAACAGUGGAGUUCCACCCACUGGAAACUGGGGAUCAUUCCGGGUCCCUGGAAGUUCACUAUGACACGGGUGAAGCUAUCCACACAAGCCUUUAUGGAGUGGCUGUAGAUGUAAACAUUGGGCUGGAUAGGAGCUCCUUGACAGUUGAGAAGACUUGCCCUACUCUGUCAAACUGCAGCACUGUGGUCCUCCAUAAUCGGAGUGAAAUCACAGCCCACUUCCAGUGGAAGUCUUCUGCUACUCAGGAAAAGGAAGAUCAGGAGAAGCUGAGGCUGUGCCACAGGCUGCAGAGGUCCAACGAGAACAUGGAACUCUUUGACUGCACGGAGGACCCCAUUCUCCGAGAACACCCUCCUCCUCUCUCUGCCACCUUCAAGAAGGCAAAAGUGCAGAGAGACCCCAUGCUUUUCUCCGAUGAUGUUUUCACCAUUGACCCAGUGGAGGGAGAUGUCUUGCCAAAUUCUUCGAUUGAAAUUAAUGUGAUCUUUAAACCUCGAGAAGCUACAGUCUAUCGAAGAGUGGUCUACUGCGAGGUCUCAGGCCGUGAAACCAGUCUGCCCUUGUGCAUCGAAGGGGAAGGCAUAGAACCCCCGCUCCGUUUAAGCUUUGAGCAGCUGGACAUCGGGAAAGUUCUUAUUGGAUCAACCAACAGCUAUGAGGUGAUCCUGUUUAACAAGGGAGCCGUUGACGCUUCCUUCAGCUUGGUGCAUCCAACUACAGCUCUGGCCUCCUGCUUUACCUUUGACCCCUGGGAGGGCAUCAUUUCACCAGAUGGACUCCAAGUCAUCAAGAUCUCCUUCAGUUCCACUAUCCUGGGGAAGUUCGAGAGAGCAUUCAAGUUCAGAGUGAAGGGAUCCCCUGAGUUUGUGACUUUGACUAUCAGGGGCUGUGUCAUCGGACCAACUUUUCAUUUCAAUGUACCUUCCCUCGACUUCGGUGUUGUCUCCUUUGGCUUUCCUCGGACCCUGUCAUGUUGCCUCAAUAACACCUCCUCAGUACCCAUGACCGUUGACCUUCGCAUUCCUGGGGAUGGCUCGGGAGAGCCCAGUGUCACCAGUUCUGUUCUGAUGUUGGACAACACUCACCCAUCCUGGAGAAGGGAAGAUCAAGGGCACAGAAGACCAACCGAAUUUACCAUAACUCCCUGUAGAGGGACCAUUCUCCCACAAGGAUGCCUGGAUAUCCAGGUCACCCUUUGUUCCAACACCGAGAAGACGUAUGAGCUGGCACUUGUGGUGGACGUGGAGGGUGUUGGCAAGAAUGUGUCAGCAUUGCUCCUCACAGCCAGAUGCAUAGUUCCUGCACUGCGAGUGCUCAACCCUGUUGUGACGUUUGGACAGUGCUUCCUGAAAGUCCCCUAUCAGCAGAUGCUGACUCUUGUGAAUGACAGCGAUGUUCCAGGCUGCUACAGGGUUCUUCCUCAGGACCACAAGGAUGCUGCUGCUGUGCGGUACUCCAGCUCCAUGCCGUGCGGGAUUAUCCAACCUCACAGCUUGGUGGAGGUCCCAUUUACACUGGAAGCCCAGACGAUAGGAGAGCAGGACACUGUUGCUCAUAUUGCGGCAUGUGGGAGUGAAGUAUUCCCACUGGAAAUCCACUUGGUGAGCGUUGGAGAAGGACCAGUUGUCUACGUCCAUCCGAGCAAGAUAAAUUUUGGCAGGAUUCAAGUUCUACAGGAUGUUUCCCAAACUCUCUACCUCUCCAAUCAGACUCUCGCCCCUGCACCCUUCAGGGCAGAGAUGGUUGGCAAAUGCUCACGCUGGAGGAUUGAACCCAGUAACGGAGUGAUUCCCCCCAACACUGAGCUGGCUGUGGCUGUCAUAGCAAACUUGGAUGACACUGAGAUAUUAAAAGACGAAGUGAAGGUGUUCAUAGAAAACAGCCGUAGCUACAUCAUCUCCAUCCAGGCUGUUGGCGCUGGUACCACGAUUGUGACUGACAAACCCAUUACUCCGGAGCUCAGCUUGGGGCCCCAGUUCAGCCUGAUUCCCUUCUGUUACCGCUUCAAGGUAACAAACAAAGGACGACACACCCAUUUGCUCUAUUGGACAAUGGAAGGGUUUUCCACGUUUCGCCAGCGUCACCAUCUCCCUGCCCUUGGUAGCACCAAGGCUGGAAAUUCCUCCCAGAACUCCAAAUCUACCUGCCCCGUCUUUAAGCCUCGACCGCUGAGGAUGGAAUUGAUGCCAGGCAAGAGUAUGGACGUGGUGCUGGAAGGCUUCUCCAGCACUCCAGAGGUGGUGAAAGAGCGGCUGUUGUGUCAUGCUGUCGUGGGGAGCAAGACAGGAAAGGUGCAGAUAAUGCAGGUGGAUGUCACAUGUGAGUUCAUUGCACCUGUUCUGCAAGUGUCCUCCAGAGAAGUCACUUUCCGGGUGGUGAAGGGACCCAGUGACGUCCUGACUCUUCGGCACAAGCCUGUUUCUUUAAAAAGCCUCUCACUCCUGCCACUCAGCAUUGUGUUGGCCUUAGAGCAACCAUUCUUAAUCUGCGAUGCGGAUGAGCAGCCCCUCCCUGCAGAUGUUCAGCACGUGAAGCUGGAGGCAGGGGAGGAACUUCAUCUCUCCGUCAGAUUUAACCCUGCUUACGAAGAGGGUCUGAAUAUCCGGAAGGUAGAGAAGACCCUGAAGAUAAAGUUUCUUGAGCACCCUCAUGAGGAGCAGGUCACGAUUCGGGGAGAAGUCUACUUUCCGAAUCUCCAUAUCCCAACCACAGCCCUGGACUUUGGCUGCAUCUUGAAUGACACUGAAAAUGCACAUUAUAUCGAGAUGACCAAUUGCAGCCCGCUUCCCGUGCGGUACCACUGGGUGUUCCUGACCAACAGCCCAGCAAGCCAAAUGAGGUUCAGCCCUCCCGUGAGUCAAUUUUUCAUCAAACCCCAACCACCAAAGGAGGAGAAAGCCCAGUCAGAAUGCUCAGCAUCUGCAGAGGGCAGCUCCAAGGAAAGGAGUGUGGAUGCAGAUGACUCCUUGGAAGCAGAGGUUUUUCACAUCCUGCCGCUAUACGGUGUGCUGCAGCCGAGUCAGAGCCAGCGGGUCGCGUUCACCUUCUUUGGCCGUGCAAACAUUGUCGCCCACAUCAUGGCACUGUGCAGGGUGGAGGGAGGCCCAACCUACGAGGUUGCACUGAGCGGGGAGGCUUCACUUAUCAACUACCUCCUGGACAUCACAGAGAUUGACUAUGGGCUGCAGCUGUUUAACAAGGUUGCAGAAGCAGAGGUCACCCUGCGGAACAAUGGGAAGGUGGGAUUCACCUACGCGGUGUUAAACCCCAGUGUGGCCACUGCAGACUGCCCACAGCCCCGUGAGCCCAUGGUCCUCCCCAGCACGGGUUACCUUGGACCUGGCAAAGAGCAAGUGCUGAAGGUCUACUACCUGCCAGGAGUGCCUGGAGUCUUCUUCAGGACUUUCCAAGUCCAAGUGGGUUACCUGGAGCCAGAAGAGAUCUCCCUGAAAGGAGAGGGAAACUUUCCCAGGUUCUCCUUGGACCUCCCCAGGAAUAUCAAAGGAAAUGAAAAAUACGAGAAGGUCCUCAAGGAGGCAAAAGAAAAGAUGGAACAAGACAACCAGAGAGACCAAGCAAAUGUUCUGGGAGAGGCUCUGGCUGCGGAGGCACCAACAGACGGCUCAGACACCAUGUUGGAGCCUUGGCUACAGAUGCGGAUGGAGGACUUGCUACUAGAGGAACAUGCCCUGGAGCAGCAGAAAGCUCUGGCCUCCAAUGCCCCAGAGGACAGUGGCUUUGACCAGCAUGCUCACUGGAGGCUUCUUGAAGCUGAGCUGCCUGAGUACAUCUUGGACUUUGGCUACGUCAUUCCUGGUAGCAUCCACACGCACACUGUGACGGUCACCAAUACUGGGCAUUUCCCUGUGUCCUUCCACAUUGGUGGAAGGGUCCUGCGUGGCACAGGUUUCAGUGUGAAGCCAAACCGCAUAGAGGACCUGCCCUGCUGCAAGACUCAGACAUUUGAAGUAUGCUUUGACCUAGGAAGUGCCAACCUGCCUCUGGGAGAAGUGGACAGGCUCCUGCCCAUCAAGGUAGCAGAAGGCCCCACGUUUCACAUCCGCCUCCGUGCCAACGUGACUCUGCCAUCUCUCUGCCUCUCCAAGGACAGCCUGGAGUUCUCCGCUGUCCAGUGUGGGCAGUGCCAGGAAGAAACUGUCCAGUUCCAUAAUCAGCUGGAGGUUCCCUGUACAUGGUUCCUCACCAUCAAUGAGCCUGUUAAGAAGGUGGACAAACAAGUGCGAGGGACUGUGCGUCGGAAGAUGCUCCAGGAGCCAAAUAGCAAGCCCCAUGUUUUCACAGCGCUGCCCUCAGCUGGAGUCCUCUCACCAGGACAGCGAUGCAACGUGCGAAUCAGGUUUUCGCCCACAGAAGAGAAGUCGUACAAAAACAUCCUGAAGAUUAACAUUUCCCAGAGCAGCCAGCAUCUCCAGCUGCUGGUCUCGGGGCAUGGGCUGAAGCCACAGCUGGAGUUCUGCCCCAAAGUGCUUGAGCUGGGACCAUUGCUGCCAGACGGCCAUGGGGUGGAGGGGACAGUGGUGGUGAAGAACCCGUGCAAGUUCCCCAUUGAGUUUUACUCACUGGAGUUUGACAAGGAGUACCUUGCCGAGGAGCAGAUCCUGCGAAUGCUGAAGGAAUACAAUUCCCAAAACACCUUGUUGCUACCUCCACGCGCCCCGGGUGAGAAGCUGCCCGUAGAGGUGCUGGAGUACUAUGAGGACCAGAAGAGGCUGCAAGAUGAGCAGGCAAAGUCCGGGACGGUGGAACCAGCAGGCCAGGCCAACGGAAACUUCGAAGGCACCCAGUCUCUGUCAGAUGAAGGAAGAAAGCCCUCUGCUGGGAUUAUUCACAACAUCUCAUUCCAUAGCUCAAUCACUCCUUCCCUCGUUUUUGGUGAAAACCAGUCCAAUAAGGUGGACUGUAAACCUGAAUGUGGAAAAAAGGAGAGAGUUAUUGAGAAAAGACACAACACAGCAGAGCAUUGGCAAAGCACUGCCAGCAGUGUGGAGGCUGCAGGAGAACAGGAUGACAGCCCUGUCUACAGAGCCAUCGCCCGCCACCUUGGCAUUGAUAUCUCUGCAGAAGGUCGUGCAGCCCAAAAACGCAGAGGAAUUGUCGUCAUUAUCCAUGGGGCACCCCUCACAGGAAAGACCUCAGCAGCGACAGCCCUUUCCAAGUACUAUGGCGCUGCCUGCUUGUCCAUUGACGCCGUGGUGAAAGAAGCCAUGUCAGACAGGAGAAGCUUGGCAGGGCUCCGUGCACGGGAGCUGUGCAUGGCGGCUGCCUUGGAGCAGAGCUACAAGGAGACAGAGAAUGCCGGUAAGGAAAGACGCUGGACCCAGAGCAGUGAAAGUGCAGAUGUCUCCACCCGCCGCAAGUCCACUGUAGGGAGCAAGCGCAGCAUGCAGGUGAGCCAGUCCGGCUUCAAACGGAAAGAGAGCCUGCGGCCAACCAGACCCCGAGUCCAGGGGUCUCAGUCCAUCUUUCCACUUCUCUGCAUUCCUGCACCACGACGGCUGAGCAUCAGUGGAAGCACAGCAGGAGAGACGGGCUUUAUGAGCUGUGUGCUGCCUGAGGACUUGCUGGUGGCCAUCCUCUCUGAAAGGCUGAAGCUGAGUGACUGCUACCAGGGAGUGGUGUUUGACAGCCUCGAGACACUCUUUGCACGCAACAUGGCAUCUGCUCUCCUCUGCCUGCUUAAAGCUGUCGGAAAUCGACCUCAUAUCUAUUUUGUGAACCUGUCCCAGGAUUAUGCUUCUUGGAAAGCCAGGGAGACAGCGAUGAAAGAGCAGAAAGAACGGGAGCAGGAAGAAGCUACCAGGAGGGAGAAAGAACGUCUCUGGAAGGUGAACGAGGAAGAAUAUGACGCCCUCACUGAGGAGGAGAAAACUCAGCUUAAUAACAACAUACGACAAGUUCAACGUGAGAGGAAAAAGAGGGAGAUAGAGCAACUGGCUCAAGAGCUCAAGGAAAAGCAGCAGCAGGAGCUCAAAGGCUUGGAGGAAGAGCUGAGCACAUCCUCUAAGGCGGAGAAGAAGCGACUUGGAAAAGACAAAAAUACUGCUUUGAGGAGUGAAAGCCAGCCUGGAGAGAAGCAGAACAUGAACUCACCCACCAGCAUCGUGUCCCCCGGCAUCCAGCCUAGUGUCAACGAAUGGGUAAAAAAGAAGGGAUCUGUAAAGGAGGACCCAAGCUGUGUUUCAAGUGACAAGGAAGUUACAAAGCAGCGGGGCAAGGUUCCCCUGAUCGCUGCCUGCCCGGCAGUGGGUGUGGAACCUGCAGACCCAGGACUGUGGGAAACUGAAAAUGAGGCCUUGAGUGACAGCGAGAAGAACUUGGCCCUGAGGUUUAAGAUCUACGAGGCAUCGCAGAAGGGCAUUGCACAUAUUUUGUCAUCCUGGGACAGAGCUCAGGGUAUCCUGCUGUCCCCUCUGAGGCACGCAGAAGACCAUCUCAAACAGUUAUACAUCUCCAGGAGCUGGAUGGAUAGAAAAAAGGCAAGGCCAGAGAAGGUGUGCGGAGAGAAAAGGCACCAGGACAAGAAGUGGCUGGGAAAACUGAGGACUCUUAAGGAGUCCAAGUUAUCUGUUCUGAAAGAGGAAAUUAUGGAAGAGUCAUCCAUAGGCCAAGAUGGCAGAGUGCCCUGCGUGGAGAUGCAGGUGCUGAAUACAGAAGAUGUGACUAGGAAGAUCCUAGAGAGUGGCAAGUUGCCAGCUGCAGAGCAGAUCCUGGAUGAACUGGGUCUGGGUCCCUCAGGGCCUCCUGUUCCCGCUACUGCUUUUUACUCUGUGGUCCAUUACCCAGAGAAGCGGAUGGCCCCUGCAGCAGAAGCCGUCAAGCACUUCUUCUUUGUUGCAUCAGAAGAGGCCACUGUGGAAGGCAAAAAGAAGCGUACCUCAAGUCACUCGCGUUUGCUCACAGUGAAGAAGUCAGAGGAGCUGGCCACCCUGACCAGGGGCAGGUUGAAGGAGCAGAAAGCUUUGCACGGCCCGAAGACUUCCAGGAACAGACUGAGCCCCAGCCAGGGCAGGAUCCACUAUCGUGGAUCCACAAGUUCCCUCAAGGUGAAGAAAAGUGGUGUGCACAUGGUCCCAUGCUCAGAGAGACCUGCCAGGUGGAUUGUACCUGCCCAUGGUGAAGUGGAACUGAAGGUCCGCUUCAGCUCCACAGAGCCAGGUCAGUUUGAUCAAAUGCUACAUUUUGAAAUCGUGGGGACAAAGCAUCGGUACCAGGUGCAGCACUGUCCCAACAACUGUGAGAAGAUAACCAUCCUCAAUGUCACAUCCUGGGAAGAAGAAGUACAGUUCUUCUUUGACCAUGAUCGCAAAAUGGAAACAUUUCAUUUAGACCCUUCCAGCAUGAGGCUGAAACCUAAGGAGAAGCAGGAGCUGUGGGUGGAGCUGGAGGUCAGCCCCACAAAGGUGCACUUCAACAGGUGCCACUUUACACCACAGGUCAGUCAUCCUGCGGCUGUUCUUCUGGGCAGCAGCACUGUCAUGACCCUGUCCUGCUGCCGCCCGGACCAGUUCCAGGGCGAGCCCAGCGCUCCCGGCUUCCACCGGCAGUGGCUCUGCCAUGGGCAUCCCGACUGCACCAGUGGUGAGGACGAGCGUGGCUGUGGGAUGGUGACCCCAGCAGAGACCGAGCCCGAGGACAGAUGGGUGACCCCCGAUGAGCCGGGCUUCAAGGACACCCAAGUGACCCCAAGGAGCCGAGCCCUGAGGGCACCCAGGUCACCCUGCUACUUAGCGGGGGCUGUGAUCUGCCCGUCGCAGGUGCAGGUGUGGGGCUGCAGGUGGCUGGCAGGCAUGGCGGGGCAGCGAAAGAGCCCAGCUGUUCUCAGGCAGAUGAACCUCUGCCAGUCGAGGAAACUGCGCUCAGCCACAGCUCGCUUGGGCAGGGAAACACCUUGGGUUCUUCAAUAUGUAGAGCCAGCAAAUGUCCACACCAGUUCCAUCACCCAGUUCCUCCUCUGGCAUUCACAGACACACGGGAGCUGCAGCUCUUUGCACUUCUGGCUCUUCUGGGCUUCUACUGCUGCCCUCUUUGGCAAUGGCCUCAUCAUCACCACCAUUGCCUGUGACCACCAUCUCCACACCCCCAUGUACUUCUUCCUCCUCAACCUCUCCCUCCUUGGUCUGGAUUAUCUUUCAGGCCGUGCUGAGGAUCCCUCUGAGCAGGACGGCACGUGCCUCCCUCACCUGGCCGUGGUCUCCCUGUUUCUCAAUAUUGGCUUUUUUUGGCUACUGAAGUCCCCCUCCAAUUCCUCCCUAUCUCUGAAUAUGGUCAUGUCAUUUCUGUACUCGAUGGUGCCUCAAGCAGUUAACUCUCUCAUCUACAGCUUGGGGAACCAGGAGCUCAAGGAUGCCAUGUAG